AUGAUGCAGAAGUGGACUAUCCUGCAGGGAAGGACACGCCAAGAAGAGGAGGAAGAAGAACAAGAAGAAGGAGGAGGAGAAGGAGUGCGGAGACGAGCACAGUGCUGUGUUGAAAAAGACCAAGAAGGAAGGGGAAAAAAAAGGAAGAAAGAAGAGCAGCCAGUUUGACCACCAAGGAGGCUAUUCUGAGGAGGUGGGCCACCGUGUCCCGGGAGGCGGGAACCAGCAUCACGUGGCGCCCUUGUUGAUGUGACCAUACGCACAUAAAAGCUGAUGAGCGGCCACCCCGAGGUCUACGUUGCUGCAGCGGCGUUCACGGCAAUCGGAGCCCUAGCAGCAUUGGCGUGUGUCGGAGAGCAGCUGAAGUUGGCUUCCUGCCUGUUGAGAUGCGCCGGGAGGAAACACUGUGAACACGAGUUGAUGCUGAUGAAAUUGAUCUGCUCAGUGAGCUCGAACCAGAGCCAUGGGGAGUACCCGGACUGCAGGAGCGAGCGCGAGACUGGGGGCGAGGCGUCUCUCCUGGUGUCUCCGCUGGUGGUGGCGGGUAUCGUCAUAGGCCUGGUGCUAUUCCUCUCCUGCGUCACCAUCAUCGUGGGCAGCCUGCGCAAAGACAGCCGGCUGAGGAACCCUCACCUGAGAGCCAGCUACGGUCCAGAUGGUUACUCCUUUGGAGGUUCCGUCGGAGAACUGAGGUCAACGUGCUUAGAAGACUUUCCCCCCAGUUUGGACUUUGACUCUUACAGUCUGUCACAAGUCAACCACCUGUACCCUGAUUCUCCACCACGUUACGAUGAAUGCGUGGGCCCCGGUUGCACUCAUAUCUACAUACCCACUGACGACCCCCCGCCUUACUCGCUAUGGGACCCCCAUCAGAACAACUCCGAAGGGGCGGAAGAGGGUCCCAGUUCUGCCAGCGCAGCCUCACCGCCCCCGGAGCAUCGACACAUCGCAUCCAUCUCCUUCCCAUUGGAGGCUGCGCCGGCGUACGAGGCGGUGUUCAGCGAGCAGGGCCAGCCCCUCCCCCUGGUGCCAUGUGACCUUUUUAAAUACCAAUCAGAGAGGCACGCUGACGUCAACAGGCGACAGUCGGGUAUCAGCCAGAUCUCAUAGGACAACUCUUUUGGACCUUUUCUCUGCUUGAGUUGGACACAAACAGUAAAGGUUUUUAGGUACUUUCCACACUUUUUUUGUAGACUGAAACUCAAGAGAGAGUUUACGGACUAAAACUCAUCCUGGUGAAAUGGGGAUCUCAUCGAAUGACUCACCAUCCAUGUUGUGGUAACACAAUGGCAUAGUUUUAAUUUUGACUGAACCCCAGGAACAAACUGAUUAUUUUCAAGUUGAAGUUAUUAGACACAAGCACAGAGCAAAGCAUCCUUUUAAGUCAUUCAGGAACAAUGCAUAUUGGUGUUUUGCUCACUUUCCUAGCAAAGCAACCACAAUCUGGGUCACAUCAAAUAAAAAAUGUGCAAUUAACCCCCCUCCACCAAAAAAGAAAUUAAAAAAAAAUAAUCGCUUGUACCUGACAAAAGGGUGGUUGUACUUGUUGCGGCCAAUAAUGCCACCUCUGCUCUGGCAACUCAAGUAAGUCAUGGUUAAUGCUUCCUUUCUGCAUUAAGUCAGUCGUGUCAAAACAGGCCAUCAGAGCAAUUUUCUUUAAAAAAAAAAACAACAAAUUUAGCUACUUAUGAAAUUUUAUUUAAAUAUGUUUUGCAACUUUUGUAAAGUGAUUCUCACACACGCAUUUUCAUGCUUCACGAAAUUAUUUAUUUCAAUUGCCCCAAAAGGAUAAAACACCCUGCCUGGAAAACUGCAUUGUAAGUUGUUAAAUGUACUCAUUAGUCACAAAUUGUCCAGUCACCGCAAUUAAUAUCAGAGGAGCAUAGAUAUCAAUAGGAUAAAUAUCAACACUGUACGUUCUUCCCAACAUAGCCUUCAUUACUUCCUAUAAAACUCAAACACAUUUGGUGUUUUUGUGCUCAGGUCAAAGCAAUAUGCACCAUCUUGUGGCAUUUUGGUGCCAAGAAACUAUGUUGAAGAAAGCUGAGGAGCUUCAUUUAGGGGAAAAAAAGUAGUGCUUUGCCACCAUCUUGGGGGGGGGGGGUCUUUUCAGAGGCACCAAAUAUGUGCAGAUUUUCACUCUUUACGGAACGUCCUAGCGGGGAAACCCAAUAAAACAAACGUCGGGGUGAAGAUAAUUUAAAAUGUACGAUUUUUUUUUCACUGAGAUGGCAAAGUCUCAGCAACUAUUAGUAACAAAUGUACAGCACAAUAACAACUUCAAUGAGAACCAGGGCUUCAGCGCGAGAGUGUGGCACAAUUGUCACCUACGGGUUAGCCACGUCUUCUUUUACGCUGUGAAUUAAGUCAACAUGAGAGCGAUGAUCGUGCCGGCGAAAGGUGAUGCCAUCUGGAGUCCAGUAUCUACCGUAUGUAAGAAAUGACGGUCAUCAACAUUGUGAGAUGUGACAAAAAGUUAUUUUCCCUCAAGCAGGGGCUCUCAAACCUUUUGGGUCCUGAAUGUUGCGAUGAAUUAAUUUUAUUUUUGGGGGGGGGGGGGGUGGGGGGGGGAUUUUGAAGGCUUCACUGCCUCAUAUGCGAGCUUGUCGCCACAAUCACCAAUACCCGUAUUUUAAGUAGGCCAUCUUAAAUUGGCGCUUAGAACACCGCAGUCUUUUUCUGAGAAGUUGUUGGCUCCUCUUCUGUGGUCAUUUAGCCAUUAGCCUUUUCCAAAGAAGCUUUCUAAAAAUACAGUAUUUGUUUUUUUCCCCUCAGUUUUGCUAGCUUGUAGGCUUACCUUUUUUUUUCUUUUUUUACUGUAUCACAUGAGAGCAGUUCGAUGUGUACAGAGGCACAUGCGGAUGCACCUGAUUUAAAAAGUACUACUACUGGGACUUUUCAGUGUCUGAUUAUCAAGAAGAUGUUCUGUUUGUCUGUAAAGCUGCCAAAUUGUCCAAAAAUAUUGUUUCUCUGUGUAAUGAGGGCAAAUUGCCCAGUUGCUCGGGCCGGUAGACGCAGACAACCACUUCUUAUUCGUAACGACACUGUAUUUGGUGGUUUUCAAAACCUUGUCCAAAUUGUGAACCGUCUCGUUAUCAAGGGCUCUGAUUUUAACACCAAUGCUUUAACAAGACCCCCCCAGCGGCUACAUGUAGCAUCCUGUCACCUUGACAAACAUACAAACAAACAAAAUCGGACAUUUUUUGUCAAUACUGCAGUUACAAUCAUCAGAUAUUUGACGGAACCAAACCAAAAGGAGAAGCAUGUGGCGAUUCCAAGAGUUUACAUGGCCUUACGCUCAUGUUAAUAUGGUUGACCACGGUGGGACCAAUGAAGGUUUCUUAUAUUUUAACAGGGGCCCAUGCUCCCAGCAAUUAUCCAGCACAUAUGAUUUAAAAAAAUAAAAAAUAAAAUCUCAAAGUUAAUUAAUAUUUAGUAAUUUAAACAAGCAGGAAAUUGGUUGUGUGCGUGUGCGUGUGUGUUCCUCAUCUGGAGACACUAACAACUGUAGACAUCAACAUCAUUAGCAUGUAUCACCAGUGACUCAAACAGCCUUUCUUCCUUUUUAUUGGCUGUAACAUCUACCUUUUUGCUUCUACAAUAAAUAAAUCGGUUGUGCAUCAAAAUA
Hippocampus zosterae (dwarf seahorse) is the source of this 3628-nucleotide messenger RNA. RefSeq names its product brain expressed, associated with NEDD4, 1 (gene bean1). Bases 274 to 1110 code for a protein of 278 amino acids. The record is from RefSeq and is a predicted model, not a curated record. The transcript is spliced from 5 exons. NCBI's taxonomy places the organism in Eukaryota, Metazoa, Chordata, Actinopteri, Syngnathiformes, Syngnathidae.